Messenger RNA from Cicer arietinum (chickpea), 1071 nucleotides. RefSeq names its product LOB domain-containing protein 41-like. Gene Ontology annotation, biological process: regulation of gene expression. NCBI's taxonomy places the organism in Eukaryota, Viridiplantae, Streptophyta, Magnoliopsida, Fabales, Fabaceae. The record is from RefSeq and is a predicted model, not a curated record.
UUUUUAUUUUUCAUUUUUUUAAUUGCAGCGAUUUUUCGUUCAUUGUUGUACGAAGCAUGUGGUCGAAUAGUGAACCCGAUUUACGGUUCAGUUGGUUUAUUAUGGUCUGGGAGCUGGCAACUUUGUCAAGCCGCUGUGGAAGCCGUUUUGAAAGGCGCGCCGAUUACGCCAAUAACUUCGGAAGCAGCUGCUAAUGGGCGGGGUCCACCUCUCAAGGCGUAUGACAUACGCCACGUGUCGAAAGAAGAGAACUCCGCCGUUUCGAACGAAACUCAGCAGCGAGUCAAGACUCGGUCUCGUGUGAAGCGAUCGAACUUAGCCAAGCCGAAGUUAACAACUGAUAAUGAGGAAAAAAGUAGCAAUAACAAAGGAAUUGAAUCCGGUUCUGUUGAACCGGUUGAAGAAGUGAUGAACCGGUCCGCGAGUCAUGAAUCAUCGCUAAGCCACCAGUCUGAGGCGGUAAAUGCGGCGGCGGUGGAUGGAGAGAGUAAAGAGAGUGAUGAAAGUAUGGCUUCGGUUGAAACGGCUGAGACUUCGAUGAACUUAUUUAGAGAUGAACCGGAGUCAACCAGAGAUUUGAAACGGGUGGACCGAACCGGUGAAAGUGGAGAGGAAAAUGUUGGUUUAGAAUUGACUCUUGGGUUUGAACCGGUUUCACGUGUUCAUCACGUGGUUCCUGUGAAGAAAAGAAGAGUUGAAUUGAAAGAUUGUGGUGGCGGCUCAUGGAAGAUUGAGCUGGGGCUUCCAUAAACGGCUUAAGGGGCUUUGUGUUCCGGUUCAGUUUUGACUUAAUCGGCUUUCUAUCAUUUGUACAAGUGAAGAGAUCAUCAGAACCGUUUCUUGUUUAGUUUUUUUUUUUUUUUUUUUUUUUACUUUUUUUAAUUACCUUUUAACUUUUUUGGGGGGCAUUUUGGGUUAAUUAACUCUUUUUUUUCUCUUUCUAUUUUAAGAAAAUGUGAAUGUGGUGAUGUCUAAACUACAAACAUGGGAACUAUGUAGAUGAGAAGGUACAUUUGGAAAUUGAAAGCUUUAAGUUGUUACAAUGGUCCAUGGAUAUAUCAUGCAUGGAAA